Molecule: messenger RNA, 182 nt
Organism: Paramecium octaurelia
Lineage: Eukaryota; Ciliophora; Oligohymenophorea; Peniculida; Parameciidae
Source: the annotation of a GenBank genome assembly
AUGCUACCGAUUUCUCAUCAAAUACAACCUGAAAUAACUAGAAUAGGAUAAUUAAUAUAUUUUGAGGUUAAUUAUAGAUAUGUAGAGCAGGUGAUGAAGGAGCAGAAACUUUUGAAAAGGAUUUACUAUAGAAAGUUGAUAUUUUAGGAGAAUAUUAUCAAAAGAAUAAAAAAGAAGUGAAA